UAAAAAAAAAAAAAAAAAAAAAAAAAAAGAAGAACAAAGUACCAGAAAACUGGUUACAGAUAACAAAGCUUCCUUUGUCUUCCUCUGCGUUUAGAUAGAGAGAGAGAGAGAGAGAGAGAGAGAGAGAGCUUUUCACAUGCAGUCUUCAAUGGCGACUAAUUCCAAGAACCACCGCGAAACAGAAAAAACCACCCAGAAACCUUCCAACGCCAACGGUGAAUUUCCCGAUGAAGAAGACAGGUGUCGGAUUGAGGAGGUGGCUCUGGUCGUGCCGGAAACCGACGACCCAUCGCUUCCUGUGAUGACUUUCCGGGCGUGGUUUCUGGGUUUGACUUCCUGCGUCAUCCUCAUCUUCAUCAACACCUUUUUCAUCUACAGGACUCAGCCGCUCACCAUUUCCGCGAUUCUUAUGCAAAUCGCUGUCCUUCCCAUCGGGAGGUUCAUGGCCUCCACGCUUCCCAAGAAGGAGUACGGCAUUUUCGGUUGGAGGUUCAGUUUGAAUCCUGGACCGUUCAAUAUGAAAGAGCAUGUCAUCAUCACCAUCUUCGCCAAUUGUGGUGUGUCUUACGGUGGGGGUGAUGCGUACUCAAUCGGUGCCAUUACCGUCAUGAAGGCCUAUUAUAAGCAGAGCUUGAACUUUCUCUGUGGGCUACUCAUCGUCUUGACCACUCAGAUAAUUGGUUAUGGAUGGGCUGGGAUGCUGAGGAGAUACCUAGUUGACCCUGUUGAAAUGUGGUGGCCUGCAAACCUUGCUCAGGUUUCUCUGUUCAGAGCCCUUCAUGAAAGGGAGCCCAAAUCAAAAGGCAUGACAAGAAUGAAGUUUUUCCUCAUUGCCAUGACAGCAAGCUUUGUCUAUUAUGCAUUCCCGGGCUAUCUGUUCCCAAUCUUGACAUUCUUCUCAUGGGUUUGCUGGGCCUGGCCACACAGUAUCACUGCUCAGCAAAUUGGUUCAAGUUACCAUGGUUUAGGGGUUGGUGGUUUCACCCUAGAUUGGGCUGGGAUUUCAGCUUAUCAUGGCAGUCCCUUGAUCACACCCUGGUCUUCCAUUGUUAAUGUUGGGGUUGGGUUUAUCAUGUUCAUUUACAUAAUUGUCCCUCUAUGUUACUGGAAAUUCAAUACCUUUGAUGCCAGAAAGUUCCCAAUUUUUUCUAAUCAGCUGUUCACAACCACUGGGCAUAAGUAUGAUACCACCAAGGUCUUGACUCCACAAUAUGAACUUAAUAUUCCUGCUUAUGACAGUUAUGGGAAGCUCUAUCUUAGCCCUCUUUUUGCCCUCUCCAUUGGAUCAGGAUUUGCAAGGUUUACAGCAACACUCACUCAUGUGGCGCUGUUUCAUGGCCGUGAUAUUUUUAGGCAAAGCAGAUCAGCAAUGAAAAAUGUGAAAAUAGACAUCCAUGAAAGACUUAUGCAAAGUUAUAAACAAGUGCCUCAAUGGUGGUACCUAAUUCUAUUGAUAGGAAGCAUAGCCCUGUCCUUGUUAAUGUCUUUUGUUUGGAAAGAUGAAGUGCAGCUGCCAUGGUGGGGUUUUCUGUUUGCUUUUGUCUUGGCGUGGGUUGUCACCCUUCCAAUUGGUGUCAUUCAAGCAACCACUAACCAGCAACCAGGGUAUGACAUCAUAGCACAGUUUAUUAUUGGAUAUAUCUUACCAGGAAAACCCAUUGCCAACUUGCUUUUCAAAAUCUAUGGACGAAUCAGCACCAUCCACGCUCUCUCUUUCUUAUCCGACCUUAAACUUGGACACUACAUGAAGAUUCCACCACGGUGCAUGUACACAGCUCAGCUGGUGGGAACUCUAGUUGCUGGUACAGUUAACCUUGCUACUGCAUGGUGGAUGUUGGAGAGCAUCGAGAACAUAUGCGAUGUUGAAGCUCUACAUCCUGACAGCCCAUGGACUUGUCCUAAAUUUCGUGUCACUUUCGAUGCUUCUGUUAUCUGGGGAUUGAUUGGACCAAGACGACUGUUUGGACCUGGGGGAUUGUAUAGGAACUUGGUAUGGUUAUUCCUGAUUGGAGCUUUCCUGCCUGUUCCUAUUUGGGUACUGAGCAAAAUCUACCCUGAAAAGAAAUGGAUUCCCUUGAUAAACAUACCGGUUAUAUCUUAUGGAUUUGCCGGUAUGCCACCAGCAACUCCCACCAACAUAGCAAGCUGGCUCAUCACUGGAACUAUCUUCAACUACUUUAUGUUCCGGUAUCACAAACGCUGGUGGCAGAAAUAUAACUAUGUUUUAUCUGCUGCUCUUGAUGCUGGCACAGCUUUCAUGGCUGUUCUUCUCUUUUUCGCAUUACAGAACAAUAACAAGAACCUGAAAUGGUGGGGAACCGAACUGGAUCACUGUCCCUUGGCAACAUGCCCAACUGCACCAGGUAUUAAAGUUGAAGGCUGUCCGGUUUUUACAUAGCCAAUGCGGAAAUGAAGAUAGUGUGUGUUAGUGAUGAAGGAACAGAAAUAUGGUUUGAUCAGUUGGGAGUUUGUGAAAGCUUUUAUUUAUUCUCUAGGAAAAAAAAAAAAAAAAAAAAAAAGAAA
Ziziphus jujuba (common jujube) is the source of this 2523-nucleotide messenger RNA. RefSeq names its product oligopeptide transporter 3. The record is from RefSeq and is a predicted model, not a curated record. Gene Ontology annotation, biological process: transmembrane transport. Gene Ontology annotation, molecular function: oligopeptide transmembrane transporter activity. Lineage: Eukaryota; Viridiplantae; Streptophyta; Magnoliopsida; Rosales; Rhamnaceae. The coding region runs from base 137 to 2398 and encodes 753 amino acids. The transcript has 6 exons.